AUGUUGGAGUCUUCUAUAACUGAUGCAGCGCCAACUUUCUGCAGCGUUGAUGAUGUCUCGUGUGAUGCGAUUCCGGAAGCAUAUAACGAAGGUGUGGAGACUACCCACUUUGCUCCCGAAUUAACGGAUGAGGUUUCAUGGGUAGAUGAUGAAAAGCAUGAAAUUAAGACUGUUCAUUUGAUCAGCUCAGGCUUUGCAGUUGUUGAUCAUUCCCCUCCAGUGUCUUCCACAGUUACCAAAAGCAGACACAGCUUUGAUGGGGAGCGCAUUGCACAGCGGGAUAAUGUGGAUAUUAUUUCAUGUGCUGCCAUUGUUGUGGCAAACAAGGAGCUUGUAGGGAAUAUCUCUAUUGGAAGGGCAAUACCUCUGAUGAGGAAAGUUUCCUUGUUGGGGAAUGCUUUGGUCGAUGGUGAGCAACAGUUUACUGGCAAAACUGUGUUGCUUGGAUUCGAUGAUAUGAACAUAUUUAAAGGUAUAAAUUUGAAACUUUUAGCUAUGGAGCACAUGCUGAAGCAGCAUCCGACUUGGCAAGGAAGAGUUGUUCUGGUCCAGAUUGCCAAUCCUUCCAGAGGAAAAGGGAUAAAUCUGGAUGAAAUAAAUCGCGAAAUAGGGGAGAGCUGCCAGAGAAUCGAUAAGGAACUUGGAAGGCCUGGAUAUGAACCUAUAGUUUUUAUCUAUCAGUCUCUAUCAAUCAGUGAAAGGAUGGCUUACUACAGUAUUGCUGAAUGUGCUGUGGUGACAGCAGUGCGGGAUGGGAUGAAUCUGACUCCUUAUGAAUACAUAGUCUGCAAAGAAGGAGUAUCAGGUGCAAAACCAGGUUCAGACUUGAGUGGACCUAAGAAGAACAUGUUGGUGGUCUCUGAAUUCAUCGGUUGUUCCCCUUCCCUAAGUGGUGCUAUUCGUGUAAAUCCUUGGAAUGUUGAAUCAACAGCAGAGGCAAUGUACGAGGCUAUAUCAUUGGCCGAGAGAGAGAAGGAGUUACAACAUGAGAAGCAUUACCGAUAUGUGAGCUCUCGUGAUGUAGCAUUUUCGGCUAGAAGCUUCUUACAGGAUAUGGAGAGAACUUGUGUUGACGAUUUCAGAAAAAGAUGUUGGGGUAUUGGUCUUGGCUUCGGGUUCAGAGUGGUGGCACUAGAUCCAAAUUUUAGAAAGCUUUCAAUGGAUGAGAUAACAUCAGCUUACUGCAGGGCUAAAAGGAGGGCUAUAUUGUUGGAUUACGAUGGCACACUUAUGUCUCAAAAUUCAAUUAUUAAGACUCCAAGUGCCCAAGUUCUAUCUCUCAUAAACACACGGCCUGGUGAUCCCAAAAAUCUAGUUUUUAUGGUCAGUGGAAAAGGAAGGGACAGCUUAAGCAAGUGGUUUCUUCCCUGCAAAACACUUGGACUUUCUGCUGAGCAUGGCUACUUCUUAAGGUGGCCACAAGUUGCAGAAUGGGAAAUAUAUGGCCAAGGUUCUGAAUUUGGCUGGAUGCAUAUUGCAGAACUUGUUAUGAACUCAUAUACUGAGGCUAUUGAUCGUUCUGGAUCGACUCGUACGAGACAGGGGCAUGGAACUCUUUGCUUUGGUGCGAUGAAACGAGUUCGUAUUUUUGACCCAGGAGAUUUUGAGAGUACUUCCACCUUGGACGAGACACUCAUGUUCUUAUUUCAUUACCCACCUUGA
Molecule: messenger RNA, 1662 nt
Organism: Salvia splendens (bonfire salvia)
Lineage: Eukaryota; Viridiplantae; Streptophyta; Magnoliopsida; Lamiales; Lamiaceae
Product: probable alpha,alpha-trehalose-phosphate synthase [UDP-forming] 7
Exons: 1
Coding region: 1-1662 (553 amino acids)
Biological process (GO): trehalose biosynthetic process
Cellular component (GO): cytosol
Molecular function (GO): trehalose-phosphatase activity
Source: RefSeq, a predicted model, not a curated record